ACACACACACACACGCACACACACUGGUCCGCCAUGGAGGUUGUCUUGAGCGUUGCGUUGUUGUUUGCUGCUAGUGAAGGCUCUAAGGGUAGCGACUGGUCCGUGCGCAUGCAGGCGGAGGUGCGGGCCAUGGAGGGUUACCCUGCGGUGCUGCCGUGCACCUUCCUCCACCCGCCGCAUUCCCAGCAUUCCUCUGUGCGGGUGCUGUGGCGGCAGGGUCACGGCGAAGUCGUCUACCGCUGUGCCAGUCUGGCGGGAGCCCCCGCCUGCGAGCCCGGACCGCAGCAGGACCAGCGGUACCGACUCGAGGGCGACCCGCGCGAGCAUGAUCUGUCGCUGCGCAUCAACGGCGCCGCCCUGCAGGACAGCGGCCGCUACUACUGCGGCAUAGAGGUGGAGGGUCACGAGGACAUAAGCGUUGAGGACAAGAUGGGGACCCUUCUGAGAGUGGAGGCUGUUCCCAGCAUCGUGUCUCUGUGGGUGGAGGGCGGGGAGCACGUUGGCUACACGGCUCUGUGCCAGGUCCAGGGCUCGCCGCUGCCCGACAUCCAGUGGCUAGGGCCGGACCGCCUUCUGGAAGGUUCUACAGCCACAACUCAGAGCGACGCUACCAGCUACCUCACCGUCAGCCAACUGCCAGGCGUGAAACUCGGACAGCAGAUCACAUGCAGCGCCUCCAACCCGCUUGGCAAAGACAAGGCCAUGAUGUAUCUGCUGUCCCCACGGACCCUGCCAACUGAUACCGGGGUACCACCCCUUCUAUUGCUGCUUCUGUCCUUGUCUCUAGGGUCGAAGGCCAUCCUGCUGGUGGGGCUGGGGGUGUGGCUCAUUCAGGCCAGAGCACUGUGGUACAAGUGACCCGCCCCGAACUUGGUACCCACACAUUUUGACAAAGUCCAA
Messenger RNA from Entelurus aequoreus (snake pipefish), 900 nucleotides. Its product is annotated as V-set and Ig domain-containing protein. Gene Ontology annotation, biological process: regulation of actin cytoskeleton organization; regulation of bone resorption; regulation of osteoclast development. Gene Ontology annotation, cellular component: plasma membrane. The transcript has 3 exons. Bases 34 to 858 code for a protein of 274 amino acids. Lineage: Eukaryota; Metazoa; Chordata; Actinopteri; Syngnathiformes; Syngnathidae. The record is from RefSeq and is a predicted model, not a curated record.